Messenger RNA from Zootoca vivipara (common lizard), 5790 nucleotides. The record is from RefSeq and is a predicted model, not a curated record. Lineage: Eukaryota; Metazoa; Chordata; Lepidosauria; Squamata; Lacertidae.
ACACUGUUUUGAUUCAGAGCAUGGGUUUAGAUCAUUUUAGUUUUUUUAAUGUUAGCCUGGCAUGCCAUCUUCCAUUUUAAAAGCAUUUAAAAACAAAUCCAUGGCAAAACAGGGAACUUCCUACAACAAAAUUAAAGAUUUUAUGUGGUUUGAUUGUAGCCACCAGGUGUAAUGUUUUACCAUAUACCUUUGUUUUGUGAAUUUCAGUGACCAGAUUUAGAAAUUCCAAUCUUCUGACAUAACAGCUGUUGAAUCCUGCAUCUUCUGUCUCUUAUAUUUGUCUGUUGCCUUUUUAUUUCUUACUUUCCCCCCUAAUGUUCUAAUUAUGUUGUAAGACACAUCGAGCAUUUUAAAAGAAAGACAGGGCAUACAUUUACUAAAUAAAAUAUUCGGUCUCUCCUUAACUUUGGCACAGUAUGCAGCUUAUAACUAGCAAAGCCUGGUCACAGAAUCCAGUUCCAUAUCUGAAUUAACAGCUUUUCCAUCUAUUUUUGUAUGAUUUCAAAUAUUGGUUACUUUAGAUAGAGGACACCACCAUUUUAAAGUUGUGUGCAAAUGCUGUGCAUCUUAGUGGAACAUAGAAAGUGACGAGGCUGACCCUAAAACACUUCCCAAAAAUGGUGGUUCUUAAAAUGGACCCCCCCCCAAGGGUUGACUAGUCUCUCAAGUUAUCCUUGCUAGUUUGUCUUCUGGCCAGAACAGUUUUGUCCUCUAGCAUUUUCUCUUCUCUCAAAAUAAGCUGCUCGUAUUGGCAAUUGCACUUUUGGGAUGUUUUCACUGGCAAAAUCCUUUCAUCCUGUUACACAGCCAUUCUAUUUCCCUUUAUUGUUGGAAAAGGAUGUCCAGAUGCCAGAGCUUUCUCAGUGUUGGUGUCCAAUCUGGAACAUGUGACACUAAUAUGAGUGUAUUAAUUUGGUGCUGAUUAAAGAUGCACCUUUUUGGCCAAGCAUUUUGUGGGAGCUUAUUUACUGUUUCUUGCUCAUUGUAUAUUUGUGGUGUUGGCUGAGCCUGGUGGCAGGUGUGUGUGUGUGUGUUCGUUCGUGUUCAUAUAAAUGUGUGUCAGAUAUGGGAUGGAUUUAUAAAUGGCGAGAUAGGUAAAUAAUUACAAUUCAUUCUUGAGGUGGGGCUUCUGAAAAUUAAGCAAGCAUUGUCCCUUUUGUGGAAGUGAUCCCUCCUAGUUGCUACUGUCUAGUCCAGGCAUCCCCAAACUUCGGCCCUCCAGAUGUUUUGGACUACAAUUCCCAUCUUCCCCGACCACUGGUCCUGUUAGCUAGGGAUCAUGGGAGUUGUAGGCCAAAACAUCUGGAGGGCCGCAGUUUGGGGAUGCCUGGUCUAGUCCUCUCUAAGACACAAACCUUUUUUUUGUGUUCCUCUCCAUUUCAAAUUUGAUUCAAUUUUCUGACAGGAAUUUUAGCAUCAUGACAAGAUUCUCAAACAUUUACUUGGCAAAGUUCAAGUGCAGUGCAGGAUUACCAAAUAGGCAGAGUAGGGGCCCCGUGACAAUGGCUCAAAAUAAUAUUGAUUUGAUCUUGAAAGAAAAUUACAAUCAACUUCCGGUUUUCGUCGCCAUUGGUAAAAGUCGUCCCAAAGGGGUCUCCGAGUUUGAAGACCCCUGCCUGGAGGAGAUAGGGGGGGCGGAAGCUGAAAACCCCCCCUGAAGAAACCCCAGCCUGGGCUGGCUGAGGACGUGGGUCCGGCAGAGCCAGGAAGAGUCUCCCUGCUUCCCGCUAGCCCCUGGAGGCAGCGAGAGAGAGCGGGUUGUAGGCAGGCUCUCGGAACGACGCUACUCCAUCCAGGUGCAGCCUGGAGACGGCACCAAAUGAGCGGCAAAUCCUUCCGAAAUUGGUGUGGAAUUACAAUUGGACUCUGUAAGUAAGAUUAUUAAAAAAAUUGAAAAGAAUUGGAAAAGCAGAGAGGGGUUAAAAGGACUCGGAAGUCUCCCCCCCCCCCAGUGCUGCGUUGAAAUCGAAAGUAAAGACAAGCAGCUGCAAUCGGACAUUGAUUUUUAAAAAUUAAUAUCUCCUAAACUACAACCCGAAACUCUCCCAAAUUUAGAGGAAAGGGAGAGUGGACUGUCACCUUGAAACUCCUAAAAUUUGGAAAAAGUGGACUUGAGAAUACCGCGGCAAUUUGCUCCGAAAGGGAGCCCCCCCCCCCCGGCAACCAGACAGGCUGACGUCACAAUGCACUGAACUUUUCAACCCUCGCUUUGCAUAAGAAAGCCCUUGAUCUAUUCUGGCAGCUGACAGAGCCCUGUCAGAGUAGGGGAAAAGCAGUUUUCUGCCUGUGUGUUGAAAGGGGGAAGGAAAUCUUUGGAUUUUAAAGUCUUUGGCGGCAUUAUAAGACUAAAACAGAAGGGAAUUCCCAAGCUGUUUGAGGCAUCGCUAUCUAUAGGCAGCUAGCUGUAUAUUCAUCUGUAAAAUACUUGCUGGGAACUCUACAGGGAUUAUCUUUGCUUGUUGGACUGUUUUGCUUUACACUGACCUUGACGCUGCAGCUGCAACUUGCAGAAUAAAAAGGGAGUCUGUUGACUAAGAACUCUGCUUUAAUGAUGUCGGGCAGCCAAAAAUCGCCUAAGGAAAGAUCUAAAGCCCAAGAAAAACUGGAAAAAGCGAGACAGGCUGCUUCGGCCCAACCGAGGAGAGCAUCCAAUCCAAUACUACAACCUGGAGAAGUGCAGGGAGUGCAACAAGGACUACAAGGAACACAAUUUGACCAACUCAUAACAGCUCUGACAGAAAUAAAAACCCAAUUGGAUGUGAAUUCAGCAGGUGUCAAAGCACUUGAUGACUCUGUAAAAGCAGUGAUCAAUAGACUGGAUGGAAUUGAUGCUUCAGUGAAAGCCAAUACGGAAGCAAUUAGUAAAGUGCAAAAAGACUCGCAAUUGGCGACAAAAGAAGUAAAGGAAUGCAAGGAGCAAGUUAAAGCAGCGGCGGACAGAAUUACAGAACUUGAACAACAAAGAAUUUACCUUCAACGACAGGAACAGGCCACGCAGAUAUCUGUGGCCUUUUUACAGAUGCAAGCGCGUGAAAAUCACUUGAUUUUACGAAAAUAUCCGGAGGUUGACAAAGGAGAACUGAGUUUGAAAGACCAGGUGAUAGAGGACUUCACAAACCAGUGGAAGCUGGACAGAGAGGAACUGCAGAAAACGAUUCAAAAAGUUUACAGAUUGCGACCAAGAGGCCAGAAGGGAGCUAAAAUAUUAGGAGACUGCGUGGUAGAAUUCCAGACAAGAGCCCAACGAGACGAAAUCCUCAGCUGGCAUUUUAAAGAGAAAUUGAAGAUAAAAGGAGAGCAAGUCAUUCUGUUUAAAUUUAUUCCAAAAUUGUUUCUCACAUUUAGAAACCAGUACCAAGAUCUGGCAAGUGCCCUGAAUAAGAAAAUUACAAUCAAUCUUCCCUAGUUCACUGUCAUCCCGCUAGAGCAUGCACACAACGGGGCCCCCAAGAUUUCAACUACCUAUCUGGCACCCUUCAAGUCAGUACAAUUUUCCUUUGAAGCAACACAGAAGCAACAUGGUUGCUUAGGCUUGAGAGAGGCUUUACCUCCAGCUGUUUGAGGAGUUUGACCUCUAGCACAUCCCACCUUAGGGGGCACACUUGCAUCGCUUCUCAGUCCUUUUUGUGGCUUCCCCCACCCCUGCAGCUUGGCUGCUAUGGUGUGGCCUUCACUUAUGCAUGUGGGAUAAGUGCUCAGAAAAAAGGAAAGUGGCUCCCACUGUCCUGAAGAACAGAAAUUGACGCCAAGAUGGCAAGGAGUGGUUUUAGCUGUUCUAGAUGACCUUAGCUUUUUCAUCAUGUUAGUCACUAGUGGCACCAAGAUCUCUUUGCUGAUUGGGUCACUGCCAGUUCAGACCCCGUAAAUAUAUGUGAAUUAUGUGUCGCCGUCCCCCAUUGUGGAUCACUUUAUUGCCUAUUCAUCCACUUUAGAUUGAUACUUUUGAAGCUGCAUCCAUACUGUGGCUUGUUUGUGCUCCAAAUUGCACCUGUUUUAGGAGGAAGAGUUGGUCACAAUUAAGCCAAGGUCUCAAACCGUGGCUUAGUGUGGCAUGUGGACUAGCUCAGUUUACUGGAUCCCCCCUAUCCAUAUGAUAACGGACACAUUUUCAAAGAACUCAAAAACCUAAGCUAGACAGCACUUGCCUUAUGAAAGCUAUGCUGGUGGUUCUGCUCUUCUGCAUACUUGGUAAUUCUAUGUGCAUACUUCAACCCCACUGUGCAUUAAGGAAUAUUGGACUGUCCAUGAAUGGUGCUUAAAGGUGGGCUUGUCCUUUGGUUGUCCCCUUGGGAGUAGUUUGAGUCCUGGGGAUGAGUUUAUGUCUGUCCUGUCCUGACUCUUUUAUUGGGGAAGGGUUGUAGCUCGUUGGUAAAACACAUCCUUUUGAUGCAGAAGGCCUCAAGUUCAAUUCCUGGCAACUCUGCACAAGGCUGGCAAAGCCCUUCUUCAAAACCCUGGAGCGAGGUUGCCGAUCAUUGCCGAGUAGAUGCAGCAGUGGUCUGACUCGGUAUAAGGCAGUUUUAUACAUUCUCCUUUCUCUGUUUUAGCAGUUAUUGGCUUCUAUGCUCUAGUUCUACACUGUUUCUUUUAAAAUUCAAACAUAUGACUGUCAGAUUCACCAUGUCUCAAAUUGAGCUUCCUCCAUAUGAAAGGGACAAAGUUUGCUUAAUUUCCAUAGGCCCAUACUGAAGGGUAAGUUGUAGGAGCCGAUGCCAGUCUGGAUCCCCUUCAUCCAACAAUGAUAAGGAACAUUCAUGGCCAGUUGAAUGUUCUUAUAUUCAUGUUUGCUUUAAUCCUGUAUGCCAUCUUGUUUUGCCAUAAAUACAUCUGAAUCUAUCACUGAAUGUACACUUGUGCAAAUUAAUGAUUUGCUUAGCAAGCUAUUUAUUUAUAUUCUGUCAGCAUCCCACUUUGCUGCUGUUCUGUGUUUUGCUCUUUUAUUUAUUUAAGGGCUGCUUCAUGAUAGUAUUUUGUAUUAAAGUACAAAUACUUGAAGAUACAUGGGUAUAUAUUAAGUUAUAAAGAGUGCACACAUGUGAGAAUUAUGCUUCUCUCCCCCCCCCCCCAAAAAAGUGAGGGGGGACUGGGAAAGGAUUUGAUAUCCGCUUAUAUAUUUUAUCCUUUUUCUUCAAAAGUUGUACUCUAUUCUUUCCUUUGGGAAGCUCAGAACAAUUUAUUCCAUGCUGCUUAUGUAUCUGCUCACAAACAGUUUCUAAUCUAGACUGAGGCCUAGUACAAACAAGUGGGUAGGGGAAGAAAUAAUGAGUCCAGAUUGGACCACUUCAGACUGCAAGUUUGAGCUCACACUUUAGAAGACUCAUGUAAUGAACCAUGACUUUUUUGGCUGCUGCAUAAAUAGGGCUUAAUCCAAGGGCUAUUUUUUCUAAGAGUUUCUUAAUGGUCUUUUUUUACAUUCCUUUUCUGUUCUUUCCCCCCCUCCCCCUCACUUUUGGCUUCAGAGUGUUGAAAUCCUAUCGGUAUGUAAAGGAUAAUGAAUGUUUUUGUUUUUGUUUUCAUUUUGGGCACCAUGUACAUUCUUUAUUCCUCUUUUUACUACUCUGUAAUCUUACAUCCUGCAUUUUUUCCAGUCCAGUUCCCUUUUAAGUGAACAUAAACUGACGCCAGUGAUGAAUGUGAACAGAAUCCACAACCUUGUGCUUGUUUUCCAUGUUUCAAUCAUAUUUCUAAAAAUCUACUUGCAUGUGACCUCUGGACCCUUUCUACCUAAGCCUCCCACUAAUGCAUGAUGAUAUCAAAUGUUGAAGGCACAAAUAAAACUGUAACCUGUUU